GUGACGGAGGUAUUAGCUGGCGCUGUCCCUGAAAUCAAAGAUGGCUGCGCCCACGAACAUGCUGUACUGUGGACGUGCUGGACUCAGGGUGCUUGCCGCCGGACUGAUCAGACACCCCCGGUGGCUGGGGCUAUCUCCAUUUCGGCCCUAUGUGACAAACACUCCGAGGAACAACAUCAAGUUCAAGCUGGACGAGCGGACGGCCCACAGCAGCCUGGAUCUCUUCAAGAAGGACACGGGGGUGAUCUACCGGGUCCUGGGCUUGGAUCCCACCUUGGUGCCGGACAACCCCGAGCGUUUCCGAGAGUGGGCGGUGGUGCUGGGGGCCUGUUCUGUCACUGGGGGGCGCCAUUACUGGGAGGUGACCGUCCGCAAAUCCCAGGAGUUCCGGAUCGGGGUGGCUGACCUGGGGAUGUCCCGGGACGAGUGCAUCGGCACCAACAGCAGCUCCUGGGUCUUCGGCUAUGUCCAGCGGAAGUGGUACGCCAUGACCACCAACGAGAUGGUGCCCGUCGGCCUGGUGGGCAAGCCGGACCGGGUGGGCCUGCUUCUGGACUACGAGGGGGGCCGGCUGGAGCUGGUGGACACGGAGAAGCCCAGGAUCGUGCACUCCAUGAGGGCCGUAUUCAAGACCCCCCUGUGCCCAGCCUUCGCCCUGUGGGACGGGGAGCUGCUGACGCACUCUGAGCUGGAGGUGCCCGGCGAGCUACCCAUAGCGAUGAGUUAGAGCCGGGGCCUGACACCGAGGCUGGGGGCGGCUGAGGGGGCAAUUUGAAUGAGAGACCGACACACGGGUCUCACUGUGACCCGCGAUAACAUGCAAAUCAUGGCGCUCUGAUACUACAUACAGUAUUAAUGUGUGGAAAGACAAUUAGACUCAUAUUUAAAGGGCAUUUAAGUGAUAGUGUGAGGCCGGCCAUGUUUUCCAGAUCAUUUCAAUCAUAAUAUGUUAUGCAAGGUGAUCUCUUAAAUGACUGCAUGGCUGUCAUUCCUCUCUGCGUUAAACAUGACUGCCGGGCUCCUCACUGGGCAUGUCAGUGCUUGUAUUUAGUGACUCCGUGUUGCCAUAAUGGGCUCUGACAGUUUCUGCUCAUGACUGCACACACGGGGUUCAGUUUCUUCGGUUAGUGGAGGAGAAGACGCAGGCCUGCAGCUGCUGCAGCUACUUAUUGCCCAGGUGCAGUCUGGCUUGCUUUUGCCCCUCUUCAAGCCUGAAAUAAAAGCUGUGAUCGCAAGGUGUUUUUUUUUCCCAUUUUUAAAAAUGCGACUUGGAAUAAUCUGACUUAGACUGUGUGAGAAACAUCAGUGUUCUAGGGUGUGUUUGUACACUAGGGCCCUCAUCAAUAGUUGUGCUUUGCCCUGAUUCUUAUCUUUGGUAGAAAUAGUUGGGCUUCUAGUUUAUUGCUUUUCUCUAUAUUAGUGCAGUGCUAACUUCACCUGAUUUGAUUGCAGAAGCUGGUAGGAUAGGAAAGAAUUAUGAAGUGCAUAGAAUACAUGCAAAUCAUGCGCAUAGUUUGACAAAGCAAUGGAAAAAGGCAAAUGUAGAGCUCGUUAUUAUUUAAAUGACAGCUUUCAGUGAAGGUCCAGCUUAUUCAAUCAGCAUUAUGCUAAAACCAGACAGUUCGAUACAUUGUGAAGUCUCUCAUCAGGACUGACCAUGCUAAUCUGAGAUCAUGGCUGUGACUACCCCCACUCUCACAUGGCAAUAACAAACAUAUGGUUUAUUACACUAAAUGUAUAUGCUUUUCAGAUGAGUAAGAUAAAAUGGUUAUCACACUACGAUGAAUUACAACAGAAUGGCUAUGUAGCUGGAUGGUAAUUGAGAUUUUUUUGUACUCCUGUUUUGACAUUGAUAUUAAACCCACUUUCAACUGUGUAAA
Messenger RNA from Lepisosteus oculatus (spotted gar), 1880 nucleotides. It is a transcript of the gene spryd4, whose product is annotated as SPRY domain containing 4. NCBI's taxonomy places the organism in Eukaryota, Metazoa, Chordata, Actinopteri, Semionotiformes, Lepisosteidae. Gene Ontology annotation, molecular function: protein binding. The record is from RefSeq and is a predicted model, not a curated record.